Molecule: messenger RNA, 1059 nt
Organism: Teleopsis dalmanni
Lineage: Eukaryota; Metazoa; Arthropoda; Insecta; Diptera; Diopsidae
Gene: Vti1a
Product: vesicle transport through interaction with t-SNAREs homolog 1A
Exons: 2
Coding region: 110-793 (227 amino acids)
Biological process (GO): vesicle fusion with Golgi apparatus; retrograde transport, endosome to Golgi; macroautophagy
Cellular component (GO): Golgi apparatus; endoplasmic reticulum membrane; late endosome membrane
Molecular function (GO): SNARE binding; SNAP receptor activity
Source: RefSeq, a predicted model, not a curated record
CAAGUGUUUUUAAUAUAGAAGCGUCUUAAGACGAACUUUGCAGUUUUGUUGUAUUCGUGUAGUAUUUUAAUAAAAUAAAAUUAAUACUAGUUUAUUUUAAUACUAAAAUAUGUCUUUAUUAACACAAUAUGAGCAGCAAUAUGCUAGCUUAAUUGCGGAGAUAACUGGAAAUGUCGGUAGACUGAAUUUGCAGAGUGGACCAGAUCGUCGGGAGCUAUGUGUAAAAAUUGAAACCGAACUCUCAGAAGCACAGGAGUUAUUAGAGCAGAUGGAAUUAGAAAUAAGUGAUCUUAGCAGUGCGCAACGACCCAGUUUCACAAGUAAACUAAAUUGCGCACAAGCCGAACUAAAAAGACUGCAAAAUGAUUAUCGUAAUGCAAAAGAUAAGCGUGCAGCAAAUACAGUCGUAGAUUUGGGUGCAGCUAGUGAUGCUGACUACUACGAUGAUGUACCGAUAGCAAUUGAUCAGCGACAACGCUUAUUAGAUAACUCUGAACGUUUGGAACGUACUGGUAAUCGUCUAACAGAAGGUUAUCGUAUUGCAUUAGAAACGGAACAAUUAGGUACACAAGUACUAAACGACCUACAUCAUCAGCGUGAGACAAUAAAUAGUGCAAGAUCCAGAGUGCGUGAAACAAAUGCUGACUUGGGACGUGCAUCACGUACACUUAACUAUAUGAUGGUGCGUGCUUUGCGUGAAAAAGCGGUGCUUUAUUGUGUAGGAGUAUUUUUCGUUGCAGCAGUGGUUUUAAGUUUAUAUCUCACAUUCGCACCAAGCUCAACAGAAUCUUAAUGCAUUUUUAUUUUAUAAUCUUUAUUAUUGUUAUUAAUGUAAAGUUCGCUGUUAUCUGUCUGCCUCGACUUUAUAAUUGUUAUUUAGUUAAAUUAUUUUAUUUUAUAUUAUAUUUGUAAUCUGUAAUGCUGUUUUUUUUUAUUUAUAAGUUUUAAUAUUCAUUCCAAACCAAAAUUGCAAUAUCGCGUUACAAAAAUUACUAAAGAACUAAAGAAUGUUGUUUUUAUUAUAUUAGUGUUUUAUAUGAUAUUUAUAAAUAAUUGAAA